AAUUAUUGAGUCAGUACGCAUCCAGCAGAGAGCAAACCAAGAGGUCAGAUUUGAUACGCCUGUGAGUUCUUGCCGCUAGUGGCAAAAAGAAUUAUUUAGGAGACAAGAUGAUGCGUGUUUACAUCGCUCUUUUAGCUGUCAGCUACACCUUCGCAGCCUCCAGCGCUACUGUUACCAACAUGGAAGACGUUUUACUGCAGAUUUUUCCAGACGUCAAAACUAAUUUGGCUUUGAGACCACCAGAUUUAAAUUCUACGCAGGUGGCGGUUAAUAUGCACAUUCUGGACAUUUACAAAAUUGAUGACGAGGACCAGGAAUUUGGAGUGAGCAUGUACAUCCGUCAACGCUGGACCGACCCAAGAGUAAAGUUCUCCGCCACGAACCCUGACAUCACUCAUGUCGUUCUGAACGAUCGAGAUAAGCUCUGGGUGCCCGACACAUUCUUCGUCAACGAGCGCAGGACGAAAUUUAGCGAAGCCCUCACUGAAAACUCGUUCAUCAAAAUUUUCAACGACGGCCGUGUCAUUUACAGCACGAGAGUGCACACCACUCUUUCCUGCCCGCUCAACCACGCUAAAUUCCCCUUCGACGUACAAUCCUGCAGCUUCACCCUUGAAAGCUAUGGACACAAGAGGAAAGAACUUGAAUACGUCUGGUAUGAAGAUAAAGACUUCCCAGUUACAGUCGGCAAGAAGCUGACAACCAAGCCAUUCCAGCUUAGGGGCUACGGAAUUGACGCAUGCUGCAAACCAAACGCACUCUGCGAAUACAGCUGUCUAACGGUUGACUUUCUGCUAAGCCGCCGCGGAUUUGGCCGUUAUCUGUUGCAAGCGUAUUUGCCAAUUACAUUUGCGGUCGCUCUCGCUUACCUUUGUCUCUGGCUGCGCACGGAUUGGACCAUCAAGGUGUUCCUCUCGGCAGUAAGCAUCUUGUGUACCGCCAUUCUGGCUGCAUUCGCUUCCUCUCUCGGACCAGAGACCAACGACUGCACUGCCCUUGACGCGUGGGGUUUCUGGAGUGUGGUGCUUUCAACGCUGCCAAUGAUUGUGUUGAUUAUUUCCAGGCUUCUGACACCAAAGGUUGAAGAGGCCAAGGACGAAAAACUUGAAAAGGGAGAGAUCAAAGAAAGCCUGCUUGGAUCCCGCGUUGAGAAAAUCGCUAUCUACAUGUUUCCUCUAAUUUUCGCACUGUAUAAUUUCGUGUAUUGGGCAAACUAUGCAAACAGAAUGAGUCCAGAAAAUGCAAUUGCAGAUGAACGGAAGGUAAUUGUGUUAGAUCCUUAAAAAGGUGUUCCCUGUUUUGGAGAUAUGCAAUUAUAAUUUUAAUAAAUUUGCUUGGAUUAUAGCAUUUUUUGAGCAUAAUUGCAUUGCUUGACUGUAUUACAGACAAAAUAAACUAAUCUUCUGCCACUUUGAUGACAGUCUCUCCCAAGGGCUCCCUCCUUGUCAAGCACUCUUUUUCUGGCAGGGUCAAGUAGUUGACACCCUAAUAAAUUAGAAAAUAUUAAACA
This is a messenger RNA of Cloeon dipterum, 1510 nucleotides long. RefSeq names its product glutamate-gated chloride channel-like. Bases 108 to 1283 code for a protein of 391 amino acids. Gene Ontology annotation, molecular function: excitatory extracellular ligand-gated monoatomic ion channel activity; transmembrane signaling receptor activity; transmitter-gated monoatomic ion channel activity involved in regulation of postsynaptic membrane potential. Lineage: Eukaryota; Metazoa; Arthropoda; Insecta; Ephemeroptera; Baetidae. Gene Ontology annotation, biological process: chemical synaptic transmission; chloride transmembrane transport; nervous system process. Gene Ontology annotation, cellular component: plasma membrane; neuron projection; synapse. The transcript has 8 exons. The record is from RefSeq and is a predicted model, not a curated record.